AUGUGAGAAACUUCUGAUAAAGUGAUAAGCUGUCGUUCUGUAUAUUAUCCCAAUAUUUGUAAUUUUGUACUUUGUAGUCUACUGUCUACCUACUAAACAAGAAUUUUUUUUAAAUAUCUUUCGAUAAAAAUAUGUUUUUAUUUUUUAUCAAAACUAAGUGUUUUCUGAAUAAAUUAAAAAGUCUCAAAACUAACUUACAAAUCACUGGCAAUAAAUCAUAUUCUAGUGUGGAAUAUGUACAAGGACAAUCGCCAGAGAAAAAAAUACGAGAAUAUUUUUAUUAUAUUGACCACCAAGGAAUGGUUGGUACUCUACAAAUCAAUAAUUACUAACUGCAAAUUGAUAAAUAAAUACCAAAAAUUAUAAUUACAUGUUAUUUAUAUUUACUCUCAAUUUAAGAUUAUGAUUUAUUUAUUACAAACAUAUGGGUUUCCUCUUUUAACAUUAAAUAACAAUACAUUAAUACAUAAAUAGAACAUUAUAAAUACAAUAUCCUAAAGGAUUAUUUAAAUGUAGUUAUUAGACUUGUUCUGAAUAGAAAUUAUUUUAAAAUUAAGCUUUCAAAGUUGCAUUAAAUUAUUUUUAUAGAUAAUCUAUCAUAUUUAAUAGGCAAAAUAGAGAAAUAAUUUGAUAUUCCAUACACAGAAUAACUGAAAAAUAAUUAUAAAUUGUUUUCAUACCUACGCAUUACUCAGGUUUUCUUUUUGAAUUUCAAGUAUUAUACCAAAUAAAAUAAUGUAUUAAAUUAGAUAAAUGUCUUACAGUGUCUAUGCAUUCUAAUUUUUGUUCAUUAGAAUUGAUUAUGAACUGAUAAAUAAAUUCACUUCAUAAACAACUUUGAGGAAAAUUCCACUGAUACAUGUAUUGCAUAUUAAACAUCAGAUUACAUUUAAAAUUAAUGUAAGUUCAAUUGAUUGUAUCUUUGUUUUUUUUUUAAUCUUAGAAUUGAAUAUUUAAUGUUUAAUACAAUUUAAAUACUAUUAAAACCACUUAAUAAUAAAAUUCAUAUUUUUUUUUUUUCAUUUACAAAAAUUAUCCUUUAAUCAUUUUACAUGUUAACCAUACAAAAUUAUUUCUUAAGCUCAAAAAUUAUACUUAAGUAAUAUUCAUAGUAUAUAUUUAUUUAUUUAGCUCUUUUUGGAUGACAGCAAAAUGAAAAAUUUUACAGCAGCUUACAAAGGUACUAUUAUUGUAUAAAUGUAUAUGAUCUGAUUUAUUUGUGUUAUAUAUUUUGCAGAAAAAGAUUUCUUGGUUUUUUUUUUUAAACGAUUAAAACAAAACACAACUGAUCGGUAUAGAGAACACUUUCCAUGGAUAUCCUUAUGUGGCAGAGAACGUAAUUUUAUUCGUUGUGAUGAUUAUCCAAUUGUGUUUAAUGAGAUAAUCAAAGCUGAUGAUGGUAAUUUUUUAUUUUGCCAUAACUACGCAGGACCAAAUUUGACAGUUUUAUUUCAACCGAAUAAACUUUGGAUGGAUGUUGAAAAUGGUAGAGUUUACCGUCCAGCCAAUGAGCAACAUGGUUCAAUUGGACUUGUAUCAUCUAAAACUGCUAUUGAAUUAAGCAAGAUGUUUAUAUAUGCUGAUAUGGAUAGUUAUAUACCAACACAUUUUGUGUGGUAUGAUAAGAAAUAUACUUUAGAUUCAGAUUGGUUUAAAAAUUUAAUCCAUAAAUGAAUUUUACCUUGGUUUUUUUUUUUUUAUAAAAUAGUGAGACUUCUAUUGUGAUAUUUUAAAAAUAAACUGUACUAUAUAUUAAUAUAUUACCUAUGCUUGAAUUGAAAAAUUAUUUAAAAUAUAUUGAAAUCCACACACAUCAAAAUAUUAAAUUAUUAUCUCAAAGUUAUUUAAUUGAUCAGUUAA
Molecule: messenger RNA, 1860 nt
Organism: Cinara cedri
Lineage: Eukaryota; Metazoa; Arthropoda; Insecta; Hemiptera; Aphididae
Source: the annotation of a GenBank genome assembly